Messenger RNA from Amphimedon queenslandica, 993 nucleotides. Its product is annotated as LRR receptor-like serine/threonine-protein kinase GSO1. Lineage: Eukaryota; Metazoa; Porifera; Demospongiae; Haplosclerida; Niphatidae. Gene Ontology annotation, molecular function: protein binding. The annotation marks the transcript as partial. The record is from RefSeq and is a predicted model, not a curated record. The transcript has a single exon.
CAGCCAACUUUUCCGGCUUCUUGGUCUGGACUUAAGAGUUUGACAAACGUUGAGAUUGAUGCUGUUCAUGGAGAAUUCCCAGACUACAUAGGAAACAGUUGGACCAAAAUUGAGAAUUUGCUAGUCGUGAAUGGACAAUUAAAAGGAAAUUUUCCGAGUUCUCUCUGUAGGCUCAGAAAAAUCCAAAACCUGUUCCUAUAUAAUAAUUCUUUUUCUGGCAAUUUACCAGAUUGCAUCUGCGAGCUACCAAAAUCUUUAGUAGCUUUAGAGCUAUCUGAUAACCAAUUCACUGGGCCGAUUCCAAAAUGCAUUGGAAAGCUAUCGAAUCUAACAAACUUAUAUUUGUCAAGGAACGAGCUAUCUGGAAAUCUUCCAUUAUCAAUGGGCAACUUGACGCAUUUGGAGAUUUUGGACGUAAGCGGUAAUGGGCUGUAUGGAUCAGUACCAUCAACUCUUAAUGACCUGGCUGGAUACACAGUACAGCUUAGUCUGUGCUACAAUAAACUCUCAUCUAUUGACAAUGGAUUGGAGAAACUUUUUGAUUUCGUAAAAGACUAUAGCUGCCUCUUAUACAAUAAUCCUUGGAAUUGUCCCCUGCCAUCUUUUGUACCUAAGGAAUGUACCGCUACUUGUGGUCAAUGUAAUUCCGGAGAGAACCAUAAGUCUUGUACUAAGUGUAUAGGAAGUGAUGGGUGUGGCUGGUGUAACGAAGGAGGGAAUUGUCUCCCUGGGUCGUCCACUACAGGGCCUGAUGAUGAAUAUAAGUGUAAUUCAACUGAUUGGACUUUUGGCUCUAAUGCACAAUGUCCAAGUCAACAAAAACUUUAAGGAUUAUUAGCAUUAUUGUUAUUAAUCAUUGCUGCUUUGCUGUUGUAUGUAUUUUAGUCAUUAUCUAUAAUUGUUAUUUUUCUGUUUGCUUUUUUGCUGAAAUCAUUUCAUUCAUUCAUUGUAAAUGUGACCUUUCUAAAAUAAGAAGUGUAAUUUUUUCAAUAA